UCUCAUGAAUUUCUCCCGUCUAAACGAGGCUUUAAAUUAGCCUCGCUAAAUAUUAAUAGUCUAUCUGCACACAUUGACGAACUAAGAAUUUUGCUUUCCGACAGACCUAUCGAUAUCUUAGCCAUAAACGAAUCUAAAUUGGAUGACACAAUAAGUGAUAAUGAAAUUCAUAUUUCUGGCUAUGAAUCUAUUCGUAGCGAUCGCUCUACCAACGGUAGGUCUGGAGGGGGUGUUUGUUUUUUUAUUCGUUCCGAAAUCAAUUAUUCUGUUCGCUCUGACCUAAUAUGUGAACACUUAGAAAGUCUGACUGUCGAAAUCAAGAAACCCAGAUCAAGACCUUUUGCCGUUAUGACCUGGUAUAGACCCCCUGAUUCUUCAAUUGAUCUUUUUAAACCAUUUGAAGAACUUAUUGGAAAACUAGACUCAGAAAAUAUCGAAUAUUACGUCUUAGGAGAUCUGAAUUGUAAUAUGGCCGCGCCUAAGUUUGACAACAGUACAAAUAUCUUAUCUAAUAUUGCUGAAGUUUACGGCCUUGAUCAGUUAAUAACUGAAUAUACUAGAAUUACCGACAAAUCAUCUACUCUAAUUGAUCUAAUUUUUACAAAUACUCCAGAUAGGGUCGUCUGCUCAGGGGUCUCACAUAUAGGCAUCAGCGACCACAGUUUAGUUUACGCCUUUCGUAAAGUUUCUAUGGAAUCGACAACGAAUAAGCAUACUACCCUGAGAUAUAGGAAAUUUAAGAAUUUUAACUCUGAUCACUUUCGCAACGAUAUAUGUCAACAGGAUUGGAGUAACAUCAAAAAUUAUUCUGAUCCUAAUUUAAUGUGGGCUGCAUGGAAACAACUAUUCCUGGAAUGCGUAAACAAGCAUGCCCCACUUCAUGUAAAACGGGCUCGCGCCUCAAAGUCACCUUGGAUUACACCUUACUUAAAGAAACGAAUGCAUGACAGAGAUAUUCUUAAAUUGAAAGCAUCGCGUUCUAAGGAUGCUAAUGACUGGCUACAACUUAAAAAAUGUCGCAACCUAGUUAAUAACGAAAUUAAAAAAGCAAAAGAGCUCUAUUAUAAAAGGGCAUUAGAUGAAAACGAAGGCAAUUCGCGCCAGACCUGGAAGAUUGUAAAUGAGCUCAGGUCAAGGAAAACUAAUAACUGUUGCAUAAAAGAAAUCAAAAGCAACGGUAACUCUAUUUGCGGCCCUCCUGAGCUGGCCGAUGCCUUCAACGAUCACUUUUCUUCUAUUGGACCCAAGCUUGCGAGCCAGAUUUAUUCUAAU
Messenger RNA from Porites lobata, 1272 nucleotides. Lineage: Eukaryota; Metazoa; Cnidaria; Anthozoa; Scleractinia; Poritidae. The record is from the annotation of a GenBank genome assembly.